This is a messenger RNA of Thelazia callipaeda (thelaziosis nematode), 4524 nucleotides long. Lineage: Eukaryota; Metazoa; Nematoda; Chromadorea; Rhabditida; Thelaziidae. The record is from the annotation of a GenBank genome assembly.
AUGAUGAAGAACAGUGCUCAAAAUGGUAAUGAAGAAGAUCCUUUAGAAAUUUUCACUAAUAUUGACCAUCAACCAAAACGUUUAGAUAUUGAAAAAAUUUACCAAAAAAAAAGUCAACUAGAACACAUAUUACUUCGUCCAGAUACAUAUGUUGGCUCUGUGGAACGCACUGAUAAAACGCCUAUGUGGGUAUAUGAUCAAGAAAGCGAUCGGAUCACUCAGCGGGAAAUUUCAUAUGUUCCUGGUCUCUAUAAAAUAUUUGAUGAGAUUUUAGUAAAUGCUGCAGACAACAAACAGCGUGAUCCAAAGAUGAAUGUCAUAAAAAUACAAAUAAAAAGGAAUAUGAAUGAAAUUAGUGUAUUUAACAACGGUAGAGGUAUUCCUGUAGUACUGCACAAGGUAGAAAAACUUUAUGUUCCUGAACUGAUAUUUGGUACUCUACUUACGUCUUCUAAUUAUGACGAUAGUGAACGGAAAGUGACGGGUGGUCGUAAUGGAUAUGGAGCAAAGCUGUGCAAUAUUUUCAGCACUGAAUUCACAGUUCAGACAUCUUCUAAAGAAUACGGGAAAGCCUUCAAACAAACUUGGGUAAACAAUAUGACUAAAGAUAAAGAUCCAGUUGUUACUAAGUCGGCUGGGGAAGAUUUUACUCGGAUAACGUUUAAACCGGAUCUUCAAAAAUUUAAAAUGACUGAAAUGGAUGACGAUAUUAUUGGUUUGAUAUCCCGCCGAGCUUACGAUAUUGCUGGUUCAACAAAAGGCGUCAAAGUGUACUUGAACGACAAACUGUUACCGGUACAAGGCUUUAAACAGUAUGUGGAACAGUAUACAAAGUAUAAUUUGGAUAGUGAAGGUGAACCAUAUAAGGUGGCGUAUGAACAGCCAAAUGAAAGAUGGGAAGUAGCUUUGACAGUGUCAGAAAAGGGUUUCCAGCAAGUUUCCUUUGUGAACUCUAUUGCUACUACGAAAGGUGGCCGUCAUGUCGAUUAUAUUGCAGAUCAGAUAACUGCUAAAUUAAUAGAUACAAUCAAAAAGAAAAUUGGAAAAAGUGGUAUAAAUGUGAAACCGUUUCAAAUCAAAAAUCAUAUGUGGAUUUUCGUUAAUGCUCUAAUUGAAAAUCCAACUUUUGACUCACAAACAAAGGAAACAAUGACGUUGCAAGCAAAAAGUUUUGGAAGUAAGUGUGAACUCUCUGAAAAAUUCGUCAGUGUCGUAAUGAAAUGUGGCAUAGUUGAAGCUGUUAUGGCAUGGGUUCGUUUUAAGCAACAGGAAACACUGGACAAAAAAUGUUCUAGUAAAAGAGCAAGUAAAUUAAAGGGUAUACCAAAACUAGAAGAUGCCAAUGAUGCAGGAACUAAAAAUUCUUCCAUGUGCACGCUGAUACUCACUGAAGGAGAUUCGGCCAAGUCUCUGGCCGUUUCUGGCUUAGGUGUAGUUGGUCGUGAUCGUUAUGGUGUUUUUCCUUUGCGUGGUAAAAUGCUGAAUGUUCGCGAAGGCAGUCAUAAACAAAUCAUGGAGAACGCCGAGAUAAAUGCUCUAAUAAAAAUUAUUGGUUUGCAGUAUCGUUUAAAAUAUGAUAAAGAUGAAGACUUGAAAACUCUUCGUUAUGGAAAAGUGAUGGUUAUGGCUGAUCAGGAUCAAGAUGGUUCUCACAUCAAAGGACUUGUAAUAAACUUUAUUCAUUAUAACUGGCCAGUAUUGAUUCGCCGUAAUUUUGUUGAAGAAUUCAUUACACCUAUUGUAAAAGUCACAAAAGGAAAGGAAACAUUGUCCUUUUUUUCACUACCUGAGUAUUCUGAAUGGAGAAUGAAUACAGAAAAUUGGAAAUCAUAUCGCGUUAAAUACUACAAAGGUUUGGGUACUUCAACAUCAAAGGAAGCCAAAGAAUAUUUCACUGACAUGAUUCGUCAUCGCAUUAAAUUCUGUUAUUCCGGUGAAGAAGAUGAUAAUUCUUUGGAUAUGGCAUUUAGUAAGAAGAAGAUUGAAGAUCGAAAAAUGUGGUUAACAAAUUGGAUGGCGGAAAAAAAAUCAAGACGUGAGCAAGGUUUGACAGAAGAAUAUUUGUACGACAAAAACACUCGUUCUGUUUCGUUCAAGGAUUUUGUGAAUAAAGAAUUGGUGUUAUUUUCAAAUGCAGAUAAUGAAAGAUCCAUACCAAGUUUGGUUGAUGGACUUAAACCUGGGCAACGCAAAGUAUUGUUUACCUGUUUCAAACGAGCUGAUAAAAAAGAAGUUAAAGUAGCUCAGCUUGCCGGUGCAGUUGGGGAAAUGUCUGCUUAUCAUCAUGGAGAAGCCUCACUAAUGUCAACAAUAGUAAAUUUAGCUCAAGAUUAUGUUGGUUCAAAUAACAUAAAUUUACUGCUACCUAUUGGCCAGUUUGGUACACGCUUACAAGGUGGAAAAGAUAGUGCUAGUCCUCGUUAUAUUUUCACACAGCUCAAUCCUGUCACUCGAGCAUUGUUUCCAGCUGUUGAUGAAAAUGUUUUGCGUUUUUUAUUUGAAGAAAAUCAACGAAUUGAGCCUGAGUGGUAUUGCCCAAUCAUACCCACAGUUUUGGUUAAUGGAGCUGAAGGUAUUGGUACUGCAUGGUCAACGAAAAUUCCGAACUACGAUCCGCGCAAAAUUACUGAUAACAUACGACGUUUAAUACGUGGUGAACCAUUGCAUGCUUUGAGCCCAUGGUUUAAAAACUUCCGUGGAACCAUUGAAAAAUUGGACGAGUCACGAUAUGUUUGUAGUGGUGAAAUAGCUAUUUUAAAUGAAAGCACUAUCGAAAUCACUGAGCUACCAAUUCGAGUAUGGACACAAAACUACAAGGAAAAUGUUUUAGAACCGAUGUUGGAAGGUUCUGAUAAGCAACCUCCUCUGAUAUUAGACUUCAAAGAAUAUCAUACAGAUGCAACAGUUAAAUUUGUUAUAAAAAUGAAUGUGGCUAAACUAAAGGAAGCUUCCAUGGAAGGAUUACACAAGACCUUUAAAUUGCAAACAGUUAUAAACACAAGUUCUAUGGUAUUGUUUGAUGCUCUAGGGUGCUUGCGAAAAUUUUCAACUGUGGAGGAAAUUUGUAAAGAAUUUUUUGAAACAAGAAAAAAAAAAUACAUUGAGCGAAAGGCAUUCCAAGAAGGUAUGCUCCGUGCGCAGAGCCAACGACUCAGCAAUCAGGCUCGAUUUAUCUUGGAAAAGAUCAAAGGCGAAAUACUAAUUGAGAACAAGCGUAAGGCAGUGAUUGUGGAGCAAUUAGUGAAGAAAGGUUUUGAUCCAGAUCCAGUAAAACAAUGGAAAGAAUCUCAGAAGAAGCGUGAAUUGGAAAUGACUGGCGAAGUUCAGAUGGAAGAUGAAGAGACCGACAAUGAAGAAGAAAGUGAUUCAUCCAGCCCGUCUACAAAGAAUGACUGGGAAAAGAAACUGAGUGAUUAUGAUUAUUUGGUAGGCAUGGCAAUCCUAAAAUUAUCAGAAGAAGAGAAGGAUAAAUUAUUACGUGAAAGUGAAGCAAAAUUAGCAGAAUUAAAGGUUUUGGAAGCGAAGAGUUGGGCAGAUUUAUGGGAAGAAGAUUUGAGUAACUUCUUGUCUGAAUUGGAGAAGCAGGAGGCAAAGGAAAAAGAAGAUUUGGAAAUGCAAGUUAAGGAUGCUACGAAAAGAGUUGGUAGCGGGACUUCAAAGGGAGGAAAAAGAAAAGCAGGCACCCUCGUGAAAGAGGUUCUUCCCGAUCCACAAGGUAUUCGAGUUGUGCCCCAUUUCGAUGCUAUCAAAGAAAAAUAUGACGCACGAAGAAAUGAUGGUGAACCCAAAGUUAAAAAACCUAGAAUACCGAAAGAGCUGAAAAAAGUAAAGGAAAAUGUUGAGGAUAAUGAAAAAUUGAAUAUCCAGCAGCAGCAGAAAAAAACUGCAAAAGAUGGCUUUUCACGAAGCAAAAAAUCAAAGAAAAAACAAGAUGAGUGGAAGUCAGGUGACAGCGAGGACGAUUUCGAUGAAUCUAAAUUUGUUGUUAGUGAUGAGGACAAUAGUGAUGAUGGGGUUGAAAUUAAAAAAACUACUGCUAAAGAUCGAAAAAAACGAGCAAACCAAUUAAUGAGCGGUCCGGAUCAAAAUGAUAGUUCAGCUGCUGAUGAAAGUUCACUGAUACCAGAUGACGAUAAAACAAAGAAAUUCUGUGAAAAAAUCGGAAAUCUGUUCGUUGAUGAGGAAAUAGAAACAGGUGUUCCUGUGUCUAAUAGUGCUAAUGCAGAAAGGAAAAAACGAUGUAUUACUAAAGAAGCAAAAGCAAUGGACAAAGGUAAAAAGGUCAAAGAUAAGGAUAACAAAAAGGAGACGAAAGCUAUGGAUGGUGAAAAGGAUAAUGAUACGCCACCGGCAUCAAGUUUGGAACCAGCAACUUCACGUCGUGUUGGAGGUCGACAGCGCAAGGUAAUUAAGUAUACGUUUGAUGAUGACGUUUCUGAUUCGGAUGAUGAUUUUCCACUUCCACAGACGAGAAAAAGACGAAAGAAAUAUGAGAGUGACGACGAAUUUCAGUUAAGUGGUUAA